Molecule: messenger RNA, 995 nt
Organism: Nannospalax galili (Upper Galilee mountains blind mole rat)
Lineage: Eukaryota; Metazoa; Chordata; Mammalia; Rodentia; Spalacidae
Gene: Kcns1
Product: potassium voltage-gated channel modifier subfamily S member 1
Exons: 2
Biological process (GO): regulation of delayed rectifier potassium channel activity; protein homooligomerization; potassium ion transmembrane transport
Cellular component (GO): voltage-gated potassium channel complex
Molecular function (GO): protein binding; delayed rectifier potassium channel activity
Source: RefSeq, a predicted model, not a curated record
AAGCCUUACUGCCCUGAAUUUACGGGGGAAGAAACUGAGAUUUGGAGUACUGGCUGUCCAGGAGCCCACCGUAGACCUCUGGUUUCCUCCUAAAUCCAAGCUUGUCCAGGAAAAGGAGCAUCCUGCACGUGCACCCAGCAGACACCAGGCCAUCCCGCCAGCCCAUCACCGCCAUAGUCCUUUAAGGGCGGUGCACUGUAGCCAUGGUGAGCGAUUCCCCGGGGCCGGGCGCUGGGGUUCUCCGGCGGCGGAGGGACGAGGCGCUGCGCGUGAAUGUGGGCGGAGUGCGGCGGCUGCUGAGCGCGCGCGCCCUGGCGCGCUUCCCGGGCACGCGGCUGGGCCGCCUGCAGGCCGCAGCGUCGGAGGAGCAGGCGCGGCGCCUGUGCGAUGACUACGACGCGGCGACGCGCGAGUUCUACUUCGACCGGCACCCGGGCUUCUUCCUGGGCUUGUUGCACUUCUACCGCACCGGCCACUUGCACGUGCUGGACGAGCUGUGCGUCUUCGCCUUCGGCCAGGAGGCCGACUACUGGGGCCUGGGCGAGAACACGCUGGCCACGUGCUGCCGCGCGCGCUACCUGGAGCGGCGCGUGGCACGACCUCGCGCCUGGGACGAGGACAGCGACACGCCGAGCAGCGUGGACCCGUGCCCGGAUGAGAUCUCCGACGUGCAGCGCGAGCUGGCGCGCUACGGGGCUGAGCGCUGCGGUCGUCUGCGCCGCCGCCUGUGGCUCACCAUGGAGAACCCGGGCUACUCGCUGCCCAGUAAGCUCUUCAGCUGCGUCUCCAUCGGCGUGGUGCUCGCCUCCAUCGCUGCCAUGUGCAUCCACAGCCUACCCGAGUACCAGGCCCGCGAGGCGGCGGCCGCGGUGGCCGCAGUGGCUGCAGGGCGCAGCGCCGAGGAUGCGCGCGAUGACCCGGUGCUGCGACGCCUGGAGUAUUUCUGCAUCGCCUGGUUCAGCUUCGAGGUGUCGUCGCGCCUUCUCCUGGCGCCC